This is a messenger RNA of Mycetomoellerius zeteki, 974 nucleotides long. RefSeq names its product BAG family molecular chaperone regulator 2. The transcript has 3 exons. Gene Ontology annotation, biological process: protein stabilization. The coding region runs from base 11 to 550 and encodes 179 amino acids. The record is from RefSeq and is a predicted model, not a curated record. NCBI's taxonomy places the organism in Eukaryota, Metazoa, Arthropoda, Insecta, Hymenoptera, Formicidae. Gene Ontology annotation, molecular function: adenyl-nucleotide exchange factor activity; protein-folding chaperone binding.
GAAACGCAGCAUGGAAAGCGCGGAACAACCGAGUAACGAGCAGAAACCGAAGGACAGGUUAGUCGGUCUGCUGGAUCACAUCGAGGCCCACGUAGAGCAACUGCGGAAGGAUGCUGCCAGGCUCAUGGAAGAGAAGGAUAGUCUGCUGACGACCUUGGACACCCUCAGGAAUAACGAUUUGCUGUUCACCCUCGAGGAGCCUGAUAGAGAUGAUAUCUUGAGGUAUGCAGAUAGAUUGUCCAUGCGCUGUUCCACUGUAGAUGUAUUAGUCACAGUCCAACGAGAUCAUGUUCAACAGGAAGCAUUACAUCAGGUUAAUGGUCUGAUUGACAGCUUGGUCGUAGGCUUGCGACAAGACCCAAAUGGCACUCGACAGCGAUGUGCAGAAUUUAUGAACGCAUGUUCUUCCCAUAGUAUAGGACAUUCCGAUAAGAUCUUCGAGACCGCUAUUCUUGGAUGCACAUUAGACGAUCAAAAGCGAGUCAAAAAAAGAUUGCAAGGAUUGCUCGAUUAUAUCGAUAAGAUGCACAUCUUAGAGAUGACACAGUAAAUAACACCAAGAGAGAUUGUUCGGCAAAUUAAAUUUGCUUAAAUUUCCAUACAAGUUUCGAAUGGCAAAUCUUUUCGACGGUCUAGCGCUGUUGUAGCGAAUUAAGAGACAAUUGGGAAAGAUAUAUUCUUUACAUCUUUUCUGCGCGGCUGAGUUUCCAUUUUCCUUCCACGUUGCAAAUAGCUACUUCAAAUGGAACGUUUGGCUGUGUAUAGAAUGCAACAACAUGUGAUUGAUUGGAUUUAAUCUUAUAGUGAUGCGAUAUCGAUUCUCGGCGUUUAUACAAUUCCUAAGCAUAUUUUAAGACACUUGGCAUUUCGGUAACUUAAAAAAAUAAAAAAAGGGUUGAAAAAGCAUUCAGUAACAUUUUUCAAAUCUGUACGUUUAAAAUAAAGAGGAAUUUCUAGAGGAUACAACUGCACUU